AUGGCUGCUGCUCUUGACUCGCCCCCGGCCCAGCUGCUGACCCGAGAAAACGCCUUGGUGUGGAAAGCCCUGGUUGUUCCUGCUCUUCGGGGUGCUCGUGCCCUGAAUCUCGUCGAAGGCAAAGAACCAGCACCGCCAGAAACCAUCGAGGUGACUACUGAUGGCAAGAGUGAGCAGGUUGAUAACCCUGCAUAUGAUACAUGGAUUGCCAGGGAUCAGCAAGUCCUGCGCUUCCUCCUGAAUUGUCUAUCUCCGGACAUGCUCUCCCAUGUGCUUGGUCUUGAGACAUCUGUUGCGGUGUGGAAGACCAUCAAUUCCCUGACUACAACGCAAUCAAAGGCCAAGGAUCAACAGCUGCGUUCUGCUCUCAAUGACAUUAAGAAAGGCACCAUGUCUGCCGAGAAAUACUUUGCCAAGGUGAAGAUACUUGCCUCGGAGCUUGCUGCUGCCGGGAAGCCGUUAGAUGAUGAUGAGUUGAUCUGGUCGCUCUUACAUGGUCUUGAUGGUACUUACAAUAAUCUGAAGACCGCUGUCCGCGCAAAUCCUUCCACCACAUUGACUGACUUGUUCAGCCAGCUGCAAUCCUUUGAUCAGAUGAACAAACUGGGUGAUUCUGCUGAAGAUGAAUUUACUUCUUCAGCCAACUUGGCAUGCCGUACUACACUACCUACACAUGGUCCUCGUCAAGAUGAUCGCCGCCCUGAUGACUACCGUGAUCGACGUGAUGAUAGCAGUGAGAGGUGUGAUGAUAGGCGUCUGAGAUAUGAUGACAGGCGCGAUGACAGGCGCCCCAGAUAUGAUGAUAGGCGUCCAGGCUAUGAUGAUCACCGGCGCCGUGAUGAUGGUCCUCGUGAUGAUUGA
Molecule: messenger RNA, 861 nt
Organism: Lolium perenne
Lineage: Eukaryota; Viridiplantae; Streptophyta; Magnoliopsida; Poales; Poaceae
Source: RefSeq, a predicted model, not a curated record